AUGUUUAGUGUACAAACGAAAAAGAACAGGCCUCAGAGACCCCAGAGAGUUGAACAGUUAGUAAAAGAGGAGGGUGAGAUGUCAGACAAUGAGGAGUUAUGUGAGCAGUUUAAGGAAGUUAAGUGGAUGGAAUGGUGCGAAGAAGUCAUGGUUGAUGAAAUUAAAACUCUGAAACGCCUUAACAAGCUGCAGACUACCAGUGCUGACCUUCCGAAGGACAAAGUGCUUUCGAAAAUUCGGAACUAUUUACAACUCAUUGGACGGAAAAUAGACCAGAUUGUCUUAGAAUACGAGGAAGAGCGUUAUAAACAAGAUAGGAUGAUGACACGAUUAUGGAAUUAUGUUUCUACUUUUUCAAAUUUAUCUGGUGAGAAACUUCGUCAGAUUUAUUCAAAACUUAAACAGGAGCAGGAAGAAGAUGCGGGCAUUGGACCCUCUCAUGCCAAUGGCACUGCAUAUUGUUCUGUUGACAAAGAUGGUGAUUCCAACAAUUUUCCUCCCCUUUCUCGUAAUUUUGAGAGGCAAAGAGGCUAUAAAAAUGCAGCUGCCUAUCCAAUGUCUCAACCAAUAAACAGAGGUCAUGAUGCUGGGAAAUUUGAAGCAUGGAAACGACGACCACCAGAUAAUAGGCCUUUUAUUGACAGACCUCAUCGAGUGCGUCAACCUGGUUUUCCUCCAAAACAAAAUUUUACAUCAGCUUUGCCUCUGGAAUCUGGAUGUGGUAUAAUAGUUAUCUGUUUUGACACUGAUUCAGCUCUACUCGAAGUGAUACACUAUGAAUCAACGGUCAAACUGAAAGCUGCUGUGAAUCACCUCUACACUUCUACCAAAGCUGAGGACCCCACAUGGGACACUGAUUGGCUCUCCCGCCCUCUUAUUAAACCGAAUUCUCCUCCUGGGCUCUUUACUACAGGCACUCAACCCCUCAACACUCUGCCCAAAAAAGAGAAGAGGCAGAGACACACUUCUCUGCUACUUUUUGAUCAAAAGUCACCACAGUCAGGGGCAAAGAUGGACUACGUUUAUGGACCAGGAAGGAAUCAUCUAUUUGUUCCAGGACCGGUUAAUAUUCCGGAACCAGUCCUUCGGGCAAUGAAUAGGAACAAUGAGGAUUACCGUUCUCCUGCAGUUCCAGCCUUGACAAAAACUCUUCUUGAGGAUGUGAAGAAGAUUUUCAAGACUACCUCAGGAACACCUUUUCUCAUCCCAACAACAGGCACUGGUGCAUGGGAGAGUGCACUUACCAACACGUUGUCUCCUGGAGAUCGGACUGUAUCUUUCCUGAUUGGCCAAUUCAGUUUGCUUUGGAUUGAUCAGCAACAACGCCUUGGUUUCAAUGUUGAUGUCGUUGAAAGUGACUGGGGUCAAGGUGCCAACCUUGACAUCCUGGCAUCAAAACUAGCAGAAGAUACUGCACACACUAUCAAGGCUGUUUGCAUUGUUCACAAUGAGACUGCAACUGGAGUUACCAACAAUUUGGCUAAAGUUAGAAAAAUACUCGAUGACUACAGGCAUCCAGCUCUCUUACUUGUUGAUGGAGUGUCCUCCAUUUGUGCCCUUGAUUUCCGUAUGGAUGAAUGGGGAGUUGAUGUGGCUUUAACUGGCUCUCAAAAGGCUCUUUCUCUUCCUACUGGGAUGGGUAUCGUGUGUGCAAGCCCCAAAGCUAUUGAGGCAUCUAAAACUGCUAAGUCGUUUAGAGUCUUCUUUGACUGGAAGGACUAUUUGAAGUUCUACAAGCUUGGAACAAUUUGGCCGUACACCCCUUCCAUUCAAUUGUUGUAUGGACUUAGAGCAGCACUGGAUCUCGUUUUCGAAGAAGAGCUUGACAAUGUGAUUGCAAGGCAUGCUCGUCUAGGAAAAGCAACAAGGCUUGCUGUGGAGGCAUGGGGCUUGAAGAACUGUACUCAGAAGGAGGAAUGGUUCAGUGACACGGUGACUGCAGUAGUCGUUCCCCCAUACAUUGAUAGUGCAGAAAUUGUUAGGAGGGCAUGGAAAAGAUACAACUUAAGCUUAGGUUUGGGUCUUAACAAAGUAGCUGGCAAGGUUUUCAGAAUAGGGCAUCUUGGCAACUUGAAUGAGUUGCAAUUGUUGGGCUGCCUUGCUGGAGUGGAGAUGAUACUCAAGGAUGUGGGUUACCCAAUAAAGUUGGGGAGUGGAGUAGCAGCUGCUUGUGCUUACCUGCAGAACAAUAUCCCUCUGAUCCCUUCCAGGUUAAGGUCUGGUUUCCGGGACUUUUUCUGGUUUCCAAUAUGGGCUUUUGGAGUGGAUGGCAUUUCACUGGUGAAGGCCACUUUUUGA
This is a messenger RNA of Dovyalis caffra, 2298 nucleotides long. The record is from the annotation of a GenBank genome assembly. NCBI's taxonomy places the organism in Eukaryota, Viridiplantae, Streptophyta, Magnoliopsida, Malpighiales, Salicaceae.